CCCAGUUAGAAGCCCCAGCCUCGCUCCCUCCCUCCCUCCUUCGCCCUGCCUCUCCCUCCCCCUCUUUCAGGCCUUAUCUCCCGGCAGUUUGCCAAGGCUGGCUAGGAUCUGUGGGGUGAUCCGGGGAUGGGCAGCGGGCGCUGUGUCCCAGGACUCCUGCGCAUGGCUCUGGAUUUCCUGGCUUGGCUCCUGUAGAUGCUAUUCCAUCAUCACCAGGAUGAACGUUGCACUCCAGAACCUCAGCAACAGCAUGUCUGACUACAAGCGUGCCACAUUUAAUGAUGAGGAUAGUCAAGACCCUGCAGGGGAGAGCACAGCAUCCCCUGACACAGUUGAGGUUGGGUUCCGGAAAGGCAGAGGACAUAUCCUUGGUGUUCUUGGUGGAAGAUCUCAGCCAGAAGUUCUCUUAGGGGUCUUGAGUGCGGUGUUGGGAGUGCUGCUUCUCGGAAGUCUCAUUGCUUUGGGAGUACAGCAGAUGACAGAUAGGUCCCGCUCACUGUGUCUCUCAGAAGCCUGUGUUUCCGUGGCUGGCCGUAUUCUCGAUUCACUGGACCGUGCUGUCGAUCCAUGCCAAGACUUCUAUCAGUUUUCUUGCGGAGGUUGGAUGAAGAGAAAUCCACUUCCAGAUGGCCAUUCAAGAUGGAACACAUUCAACAGUAUUUGGGACCAGAACCAGGCUAUUCUGAAACAUAUCCUAGAGAACACCACAUUUAACUCUAGCAGCGAGGCGGAAAUGAAGACUCAGCGUUAUUAUCUCUCCUGUUUGAGGGAACAGAAAAUUGAAGAACUGAAAGAGAAACCGCUCACUGACCUAAUAAAGAAGGUUGGAGGAUGGAACAUCUCAGGGAACUGGCGAGGUGAUAACUUCAUGGCGGUGCUGAAGACUGUAUCAGGGACAUACAGGGCGACUCCAUUUUUCAGUGUGUUUGUAAGCGCAGAUUCCAAGAGCUCCAACAGUAACAUCAUCCAGGUAGACCAGUCUGGACUGUUUCUUCCAUCUAGAGAUUACUAUCUUAAUAAAACAGCCAAUGGAAAGGUGCUAACAGCGUACCAGCAGUACAUGGUGGACGUGGGCCUGCUUCUUGGGGGUUCUCUUGGAUCCAUAGAACCUCAGAUGGAGCAAAUUUUAGAAUUCGAGACACAGUUAGCAAAUCUGACCGUUCCACAGGAUGAGAGGAGAGAUGAGGAAAAGAUAUAUAACCGCAUGACGGUGGGCGAUCUUCAGAUUCUGUCCCCUGCAUUUGACUGGAUGGAUUAUUUGGGUUUUGCACUUUCUCCACUGGAAUUGAAUGACACUGAGCCUGUUGUGGUGUAUGGGAAGGAGUAUUUGCAGCAAGUGUCUGAACUUGUGAACAAUACAGACCCCAUGAUUUUGAAUAAUUACUUAAUUUGGAACUUGGUUCAGAAGAUGUCCCCAAGCCUGGAUUCCCGCUUUGAGAAAGCUCAGGACAAACUUCUUGAAUCACUAUAUGGAGUGAAGAAGUCGUGCACCCCUCGCUGGCAGACCUGCCUCUCUAAUACGGAUGACACACUUGGAUUUGCUCUUGGAUCUCUGUUUGUUAAAUCCACUUUUGACAAGAACAGUAAAAGCAUUGCAGAGCAGAUGAUUGGGGAGAUCCGUGCAGCGUUUGAACUGGCUUUGGCAGGUCUUACAUGGAUGGAUAAGAAAACAAAAAAGGCAGCAAAAGACAAGGCUGAUGCUAUCUAUGACAUGAUUGGAUUCCCUGAUUUUAUUCUGGAUUCUAAAGAACUGGAUGAAGUGUAUGAUGGGUUUGAAGUAUCAGAAGAUUUGUUCUUCCAGAACAUGCUGAAUUUCUAUAACUUCUCAGCAAAGCUGAUGGCUGAACAGCUAAGAAAACCACCUAACCGAGAGCAGUGGAGUAUGACCCCUCAAACUGUCAACGCCUAUUAUUUGCCAAACAAGAAUGAAAUUGUCUUUCCUGCUGGAAUCCUUCAAGCACCGUUUUAUGCCCCCACGCACCCAAAGGCUCUAAAUUUUGGAGGUAUUGGGGUGGUGAUGGGGCAUGAGCUGACACAUGCCUUUGAUGAUCAGGGUCGCGAAUAUGACGAGGAUGGGAAUUUGCGUCCCUGGUGGCAGAACUCAUCCCUGGAAGCUUUUAAGAAUCGCACCGAGUGUAUGGUUGAUCAGUACAACUCUUAUAGUAUAAAUGGAGAGAAAGUAAAUGGACGUCAAACCCUAGGGGAGAACAUCGCAGACAAUGGGGGUUUGAAGGCAGCGUAUCAUGCCUACAAAUCUUGGCUGCAGAAGUAUGGUGAAGAAAAGAGGUUACCAGGAGUUGUAUUAACCAAUCACCAACUGUUCUUUGUGGGAUUUGCACAGGUUUGGUGCUCUGUACGAACUCCUGAGAGUUCCCACGAGGGGUUAGUCACAGACCCCCACAGUCCAGCCAAAUUCAGAGUCAUUGGGACUCUGUCAAACUCCAAGGACUUUGCUGAACAUUUCAACUGUCCCAAGGGGACCCCCAUGAACCCUGGAAAACACUGUGAUGUGUGGUGAGAUCCUCUAGGCUAACAUGACUGUGUAUGCAUGAUAUGUAUGCAAUGAUUAAUGAAUGUAUUAUAUGUGUGCCAUAACGAAUGGAUGUAUUAACAGAGAAAGUUAUAGAUUUCUUAAGGGGAUGAUGUGCUCCUCAAAAUCAUUACCGAUGCAGUUGGUGAUCAUAUCUACUUACGUUGUAGGAUGUUUUGUGAGUGCUAACCAUAUGUGCGUUGUGACUGAUAAAUCAGAGAGUGUAUAAAUGGAUAAGCAGAGAACAUGCUGUGUGUGCCAAUCACCUGAUGGUGGACGUAGGUGAACCCCGUAAGAGUGUAUUCUCUAAACCAGGGACUGUGGAGAACUGACAAGGAUAUUGCAAAUUUUAGACAAAAAUAACUACGCUGGAAAAGGAGCUGAAUUUGAAGUACAUUUCCAGUUUGGCUAUUUUUUAAUGUAACAUAUACAAUGUCCUUAUCAAUUCAUCACUCUGUCCAGCUUAGCAAACAAAGGGUAGAGAUUUAGCCCAAGUUGUUAUAGGGACAUUAGUUUUUGGUGAAUGCCAUCUAGAGACAGGAAAGCAAAAAGAAUAUCUGACUGUUUACCAUCUCCAACUUUUCUUUUGCAGCCGGUGAGAAGACUGGCACAGGGUUGCGCGCUAAAGUGUGAACAAUUGAAUUAAAAUGGAAAAUUGCAUAACAGGCUAAAAUAGUUGAAUUGUAAACAUGGAGAAUGUUAUGAGUUGAAAUUUCAUUUGAAUUCAGUUUGAAUUCUCAGCAAUUAACAAUUUAGUAAAUAUCCCAGUCAGUUGCGAGAGAUAAGAGUGUCUAUUAAUGAAGAAAAAAACGAUGUAACUUUCUGCUCCUUUUUUUCCUGAAUUUUUGCAGUUCAGUACAUGUGAGUGCCAAUAUAUCAGUAGAGAAUUAUGUGCAUUGUGUCCAAAUUUCUGCUAAAACAUAACAUUAUAAACCAGGAUACUCUAGUGAUAGUUUUGCACUGACGUGUGCUGAACAAAUAGAAUGGAUUUGUACCGACCGUAUAAACUAUAUUUAGUGAAACAAUGUGCGAAACUAAAUAUAGCAAAGACAGAAUAUUGGCACAUUUUCAGUAAUGCUUGUGUAAAUGGGUUACUAGAGAUUUCUGUGUGAAUGGGAGUUAGAGUAUAGUGAAUGCUGUAUGAAUUGUAAUUGACAAAGCAUGCUGUUGCCUGUGAAUUGGAUUAGUAUUGGAUGCGGUAUGCCUGUUCACGGAUAUGAAAGGAUGUUGCUGGCACUGCCCUUCUGCGGUGUUAGUCCUGUCUCACAACAUGCCUGACCGUCUGCUGUCAUGGGGGUCCCACACUCGGUGGGGUCUGAUAACCCCCAUAUGCCUCCUUUGCACUGUUUGGAACACAUAUCACGCUGGCAUCAUGCUUUUAAGACCUCACACACCCAACAACCAUUUUGUGAAGUCUACCGUCUUUAAUGCCCUCCAGAUGUGCAGGCUAAGGGUGCACAGAUGUUGCAAGAAACAGGAUAUACGUGUAUGAAAACCUCUGCCAAAUGAAGUGACUUCUCUGACCUUGUGGAUGAUAUGGAUAAGACAUACCAGAACUUUCUAAAAGGGACUAAAGUUCCUCUAAGAAACCCAGAGACAGUAAAAAAAAAUAUAUAUAUAUAGAAAACGCAACAAAAUGCCUUAAUUAUCAAUCAACAAAGACAGAUACUAAAUGAAAACAAACAAACAAAAUCACACAGCCCCAUCAAGAGACACAAUAUAUGCCCUUAAGCAGGGAUCUCUUUAGAAUUUAGGUACGGUGUUAAUGCAGUGUCCAAUUUAUGUUGGGAGAGAGGAGUUUGAGUCAGUAAUAUUAGUUUCAUCCUCAAGCAUCACAUAAACUAAAUGGGAAGACAAAGUACAAAUUCAUGAUUUGAGUCAUCAAUGAAUGGGUACAUGUUAUUGUAAGCAAAGCAAAAUCCGCAGUAAUGGUCAGUAAUAGUAAAGGUUUGUACUGAUGGCUUUUCAAUAUUCACUUGUUAAUUUGGCAGAUCCACUGCCUACUCCCCACCUCCCCACACCUACCUCACACACUGUGACAUUUGCCACUACUCUCCGUCUACACAUACUGUGUGCUGUUAUGAAGAUACAAGGAAUCUACUCAGGAGGCUUUAUUGUUCCCACCCACUAAAAAUGCUUGUGCUCAAUCUAAAAUAGUUAGGGUUGUCAGCACAAGCAUAUUUAACCCCAUGAGGGCUGAAGGUCUGUAACAUAUUAUUACUGCUUACUGUUGUUCAGCCAUGCAAUGCAUUGUGUGUUCGUAGUACUUGUAUUUCUUCUUUGAGCGCAGUCAGGUAGCAUUAGACCUGCUCUAUAGCAAGAUAGAGCGCAAGUCUCAGUAGAGAAACUCGCAACCAGUCCUGCCUCUGUUCCAGAACCAAACGAAAGGUUCAGCCAUUAUGAAAAAUAGCAGGCUAGAAUUACAAGUUGAAAUGUGGAUUGCAAAAUUUAUGCUAACACUGUCACGCUUUAAGUAGAGCUGUACAGUAUAUAUUAGCUAAUUGGGGAUUUUUCUCAUUAAGCUAUUGUAGCCUAAAGAUUGCCAUUCAGAUUCCAGUUUGGAGUGCAGUGAAUAAACCCCUAAGGAGCAUGGGGCCUGUUGCGUUAGUUUAUUGCAGUGCCUAGAAAACAGAUAUUACAUCUACUACUAUUCAGUCCUACCCAAUCAAAGAGCAUUUUGUCCAGUCUAAUGAAGUGGGAUGAGUGUCUUUUACACAAGAUUUGCUUAAAUCACAAUUGUACAAAAACUGCUUCAGUGACUUUAUACUUAGACUGAGUGCACACACAAGAAAUAUACGCCACUCCAUUAGACAAUGUUACUCUUAUUGGAUGCUCGUAGCUUCUUCAUCAAUGUGUAUCUGUGAAAAUGUUUUAUUUUUACAUGUCUAAUAAACUCAGCAGAAUCUG
This is a messenger RNA of Pelobates fuscus (common spadefoot toad), 5437 nucleotides long. RefSeq names its product endothelin converting enzyme 2 (gene ECE2). Bases 218 to 2518 code for a protein of 766 amino acids. Gene Ontology annotation, cellular component: plasma membrane. The record is from RefSeq and is a predicted model, not a curated record. Gene Ontology annotation, molecular function: metalloendopeptidase activity. Lineage: Eukaryota; Metazoa; Chordata; Amphibia; Anura; Pelobatidae. Gene Ontology annotation, biological process: protein processing. The transcript is spliced from 19 exons.